Molecule: messenger RNA, 1302 nt
Organism: Bipolaris maydis ATCC 48331
Lineage: Eukaryota; Fungi; Ascomycota; Dothideomycetes; Pleosporales; Pleosporaceae
Biological process (GO): transmembrane transport
Cellular component (GO): membrane
Source: RefSeq, a predicted model, not a curated record
AUGCUGUUUUGGUGUCUUUGUUUUGUAGCAUUUGUCGCCUUCAUGCUCUCCUGUGUGGUAUCUGCCUCAGCUGCACGUCUCUCUAUCCGAUUUUGGUCUGCUAUUUGCGCAGUACUGGCUACAACAGCUGUGCAAAAGCUCAGCUUGUUGCAACUUGUAUUGAUUCUCUUACAAAGGAAGCACUCUAUCUGUGCAAACGUUGUAGAAUUUCUCCUAGGAGCUAGCGAUUGGGCACAUAGUGUUCUGGCACUAGUGGCGGCUUGGACCGGUCAGAGCAAGAUCGUGCCUGCAUCUCUUGUGGGCGCUAUCGCCGUGAAUCAUCUCGUUCUUAUUGGAGUGUGCUUCGUCAACGGUGUUCAAAACAACAACGAAACCAGAUACCCAUUUAUGAUGGCAGCAAUACAUGCUCGGUUAUUACCCGCCGUUUUGGCUACAUUAGUUUGCGCUGGCUCUGCUAACGCGUGGCCAGGAGUAUCUGACGAACGUAUAUUGAGAGUGUAUUGCGUCACGUCGGCAAUACUUCUGCUCGUCUUUGCAGUUCAUAUCAUUCACGUUUGUACAUUGAAUUCUUGGAUUGUGCAGGCCGCGGAUCCUCUGCUCAGGCUUAGUGACUGCAAUAAUCGUGACCACUAUGCAUCAAGAGUUAGCGAAAAGACCGAUGCCGCAGGAGUGUCUCAGCUUCGGCAUGAAAGGCAAAAGUGGCUGUAUGAUUGCGGGGCAGAUCCAGAAAUGCCUGGGUCAAAUCAUGGUCAACACCAAUUUUGGGAUACCGUUCUGGUGAUCGCACUACUGUUGGUAUCAUGUGGUGCAAGCUUUGGCUCUUGUGUUCAGUUGCUCAGCUCACUGGCGCCUGAUGGAAUAGCUAGUUUUCAAUCAUCGUUGCACGUGGGCUACGUUUUUUUUCCAAUCUCGACUUGUGCUGCUGGGGUAGUUGCAGUGCAGCUGCAUGGCAAUCAGCGUAGGUCUGGUUGGUGUUCCGACUCGAUCUUGUAUAGUGCCGUCAUUUCAGUCUUUCGGCUAAUUUGUUUCGUCUUGCCCACUUUCGUUCUCACCAGGUGGGCUACUGCUUCUCUGGAGAGCAUUGAGUUUCUGUACGGAUACCAAGUCGGGCUACUGGCCAUCGCCGUACUUGUCCCCGUGUACGCUAUGCAGAACGAUGCAGACAACUGGUACGUUACCAGUGACCUAGCUAUGUUCCAGCUAAUUUGUUUCCAGGCCUACAGGAAUAGUUCUGCUUUCGUUUUACGUAAUCUAUAUGCUCUAUGUCUGGUAGAUUCUAGGGCCGAUGACGUGAACAAAUGA